AUGGGCUCUAGAGUUGGUAAUCGGGGUAGUAUCAAGCUAUCAUUGAGUACAAGAAAUAUGUCAAACGGUGGUGCUGGAAAUAAUGGUGGUCGGUCUGGUGAUAAUCAAAACAAACAAUCAACUGGUGAUGAAGUCAAGAGCAAGAGAAAAUCGGCACGUAUAGCCCAACUAGAAGCUGAAUCGAUACCAAAACUUUCAGCUAGUCCGGAGAUCAAAGAAGGACGUAAAUCCAGUAAACCUGGAUCUGUUUCUGGCAACGGGAACACAGUAUUUGUUGAACCGGAGCUAGCAGCACCUACACCAAGCUAUACUGGAUUGCCAUUAGAAGAGUUUCCUAGCAACAAAAUCAAAAAGGAAUCUUUAUGGCCUGCGAAAUACAGGCGAACUAAAAGCAGCGAUAGUUCAAGAGAAAGCACAGCUACACCAGGGGACGAAAUAGAUACCAAUAAAGUUGAAGCAGAUUAUCAACACAAUCUAAAAACGAGUUUGAGUGAGGAUCUAGCUAAAGAAAGCGAAUUGAGACAAUCGCUAUUAAAUGAGAAAACAUCUUCAAAACCAAAAAGAACAACACGAUUGAAACUUACUUUACGAACACCCACACAAGAAACAGGAAAACAACAACAACAAAAAAGAUCAUUAGAUGGCUCCGCCAAUGCGAAGCAGCGUCCAUUGAAAAAAAUAAAAGUCACGUCACCCACAAAAUCACCUAGAACCAAAUUGUUCGAUGCCAAAACCAGUAAUGGCAGUAUUGUAAAGCAAGAAAAAGACAAGCACCACGAAGAAGAAGAGGAGGAGGUAAAAGAAAACGACGAUUUCUGUUUUGCUUGUGGUAUGCCUGGAAUAUUCAUCUGUUGUGAGAAGUGCCCUAAAUCUUUUCAUUUUACUUGUUGUGAUCCUCCUAUAGAGGAGGCACCCGAAGACGAAUGGUACUGUCGUGAAUGCUAUACCAAAGUUCACCCGGAAUCGAUCCAGGAUUGGCGUGAUAUGGGGGUCUUUGGACAAUUGUUGAACCAAUUGGAAACCAGAAAUCCAAAAGUAUUUCAAUUACCUCUUGAAUUACGUGAAAAGACAUUUGUCGGGGUAACCACCGAAAGCAAUGGCGAUUACGUCGAUGAUAGUGUGAAAGAUGAUAUCCCACCAGCAAAAUUGAACGGAUCGCAAAUACCAGGUUGUAAUCGCGAUGUGACUUUAGAAAUCGAUGAUUUAUAUAACGAAAAUGGAGAUCCAUACUUGUGCCACAAAUGUGGUGGCUCAGGACUAAAUCGAAGGACUUUGAUUCAUUGUGACUAUUGCCCUUUGGUGUACCAUAUUGACUGUCUAGACCCCCCGUUAUUUGGACCAAAAACUAUUGGUGAUAAAUGGAGAUGUCCCAACCACAUUGAGGAUUUGUUUCCAAAAGGACUUCCUAAACUACGUCAAUUUAAAGAAACACGAGUAAUUGAAAACUCUUUGCAUAGUAAUUUUAUGAAAAUGGCUGGCCUUAGCAAUAUAUUUAUCAAGUAUGAUGAUGAGAAUUACAUCAAUGAUACCGACAAAUCAGUAGCGUUUGAUGAUUACAAGCAAUACAAAAGCACUACUUUGGAAAAGAAGGUAUUAGAGAAUUGGGGUGAAGACAUGGAAGCCAUACAUCCAGACUAUAAAGUACCAGGAUUUUUCCGAGCAGUAGCAACAGAUCGUGGAGUCUCUGCCUCUAGCACGAAAAUAAUAGCACUACCGUCUGCAUUGUCAAACAAAUCCAUAAUUUACAGAAUCCCUGAAAAACUGAUAGUGAUGGACUUUGUUGGCAAGAUAGCAAAAGAUAAAGUAUUGAAUGAAAUUUCACAAUACGACAUACAACAACGACUUGAAGAAGAUCCUGACGCACUAGAAGCCGUUGAGAGCUUAAACGAGAUCAAAGAACGACAAAAGGCAUUAAAUCUAGACGCAUUGUUACAAGUUAUAGGUGAAGAAUCAAAACCAACUGAAAAUGAAACUCUAAACGACAACGAAAUACAAGAACUACUCAAGAUUAAACAAUUGAUGAAAGCUAAGGGUCAACAAGCAUUAUUAGAGUUUCUUCUGUCAUGA
This is a messenger RNA of Candida albicans SC5314, 2067 nucleotides long. RefSeq lists its product as uncharacterized. Lineage: Eukaryota; Fungi; Ascomycota; Pichiomycetes; Serinales; Debaryomycetaceae. Gene Ontology annotation, biological process: regulation of transcription by RNA polymerase II. The transcript has a single exon. The coding region runs from base 1 to 2067 and encodes 688 amino acids. The record is from RefSeq and is a predicted model, not a curated record. Gene Ontology annotation, cellular component: Rpd3S complex.